ACCUCCUUCGUCUCCGGCAGUGAUUCUAUCCCGUUUCGUUUUCUUCUUCUAGAAUUAGGGUUAGGGUUAGAGUUUGUUGCAAUCUUUUGAAGUUCUUCGUCGCUUUCUCGUGGAUUUUAUAUGAAUUGGUGGAAAUUGUUGUGUUUUCCUCAAAUUUCACGAAUGGUUGGUCGAAUUGGGCCUUUAAUUGAUGGAAUUUGCUGACGAUUUGAGUGUUGGUCGAGGUCGAGGUUUGAUUUGUUUUUCUAGGUCUUGUGAAACUGAGAAAAGUAUGAAAAGAUUGAAUCUUGUAGAGCUUGGCGAUGUUACUUAGACGGUGGCAAAGGGAGAUUAGGUUUGAGUGCUAAUCAUUGGAACCAUGAGAAGUUUUGUUGCUUUUGAUUCAGUAUUUGUGUAGGUUUUCUGCCUUUCUGAAUGAUGUUUUGUUGAUGAGAUCAUUGGUAUUUGGCUUGAUUCUGUUGUUUUCGAGUGCUGAUUGUUGGGACCUCAGAAAGUUUGUUACUUUUGGUUGUUGUAGUUAUGGAGCUCUCUCUCUCUCUCUCUCUCUCUUUUGUGGUUGAAGGGUUUAAUUUGAUCCUGGAUAGGUAAUUGUCGGGAAAUUUUUAAUCUUUUGUUGUUUUAGGUUUUUCUUGCUCUUUGAAUGAUUUGGUUUGUUUAUGAGUGGCCAAUUGAACUCUAGCUUGAUAUUUUUGCUUGUGGAUGGACUGUGAAUGAUACCUUCAUUAGAAAUUUAUUUUUGUGAUGUUGUUUUAGUUGAGUUGGGUGCUUAUUUAGUAGAUGUUUGUAGUUGCAUGCGAGAGGAUAUAUCCAGGACUCAGAAUCAUUAAUUUUGUUACCUUAUUCAUGGUUGUCUUUAAUAUUGAUAUUGCUCUUGAGUAAGCAUUCUUUAUUGAUUUGUUUAGUGAUUACCUUUUUUUUUGUACUAUAUCAUUGUUUUGUGGUAGUUUUAGGGUAUGUUUAUGGUUGCAUGUGAGUAGAUGUAUCCGGGACUGGAAUUAUCAAGUUUUUAACCUUGUUGAUGGUUUUCGUUAAGAUUGCUCUCAUUUAAACUAUUGGUAUUGAUAGGCUAAGUGAUAAGUUUUGGAUGAGCAAAUUGCCAUUUGAGUUUUUGUUGUUUAUGAAGUGUUGAAAUCUGAAGAUCUAAAAGGAUAUUCAACGGUAGAAUACCGUCAUUCUGCUGAAUUUGGUUGUCCAAACAAUAUUAUCCAUUAGUAUACAAUGAAGCGUAAGCGAGGAUCUAAGGCAGGUCAUAAGAAAGGGAAAAAGAAAACCAAAGCUGCAGUGGACGCACUUGCCUCAGCUCCAGUUUCUGUAAAUACUGAAGAAGUUGUCUGCUCAGAUGAAGCCAAUGGCAGUCCACAUAAUAGUGAAAUGGAUAUUGAUCAGGCAUCCCUUGGAUCUGAAAAACCAGGGCAUAUGUCCAAUAUAAAUGGUGAUCCACCUGCCAACACAGCAACCGGCAAAUUAAGUCAUGGGCGUGUGAAGUUGAAGCUCAAGUCCUCAAAAGCAUUAGAACCUCAUCAGAGUUACUCUGAUGCACAAACACCAAGUGAUACUGAUAAGAGCAAUGCACAAGUAGGUUUGGAUAAGCUAGAUGCAAGCAUACAUAAAGAUGAGGAUAAUCUACAUUCUGAUGGGCAGACGUCUGAAAUGCAGAAAACCGCUGUGGUUAAGUACACAAAGAAAAAGGGAAGUAUCAAGAUCAAAUCUUCUCAGGCUCUAGGCAUAUCAAGUGGAACUGUGCAUGAGAAACAAGUCAAUAAGAUAAGUAUUCCGAAGAUUCCAGGAGAGCAGGUUUUGGUCCAUGCAGAUGACGGAAAGUCCAGAGAUGCAUCACUGCCCAGAAAUUUGCGUCAAAGGGGUACAAAGGAGCUAUAUAUGGAUUCCCGUUAUAAUGAGAAAGAGUUGACUGCUUCUUUGAUGGUGAUUAAGAAAGUCAUGAAAAUGGAAGCAGCUGUACCCUUCAAUGCUCCAGUGGAUCCUGUGGCUCUUGGAAUUCCUGAUUAUUUUGAUAUUAUAGACACUCCUAUGGAUUUUGGCACGAUAUCGCAGAAUCUAGAAAAUAGUCGCAAGUAUAGGAAUUCAGAAGAUGUAUACAAAGAUGUGCAGUAUAUUUGGGAUAAUUGUUGCAAGUACAACAAUAAGGGUGAUUACAUUGUGGACCUUAUGAAACGGGUGAAGAAGAACUUUAUGAAGUAUUGGACAGACGCUGGGUUGUACACUGACAUACCAAGCAGCAGUCCUGCUGAAACCAACCCUAGUGAAAGUGCAGGACGACCUGGACAGGCUAAGUUACACACAAAGGGCAAGCAUAAACGCCGCCGUCUCGGAACUGAUCACCACAAAAGUGACUGCCUUUGUGCUGUAUGUGUUGUCAGGCGCCGCAGGAAAGAACGGCAAGAGGACUUAGCUGUGGUGGAUAAUCAAACAGCAACAAGUGAUGUUAGUCUUUCCCGAGACUAUAAAGCAGAGGAAAAGUCUCCAAUAGAUAACCUUUAUAGUGAGAAUGCAUCAUCAAGUGUGGAUCACUCCAUGGAAACUGAAGCAAAUGUGGAUACUGAAGAAGCAGAGAAUGAGAAGAUCAACUACUUAGAGCGGCCAGAACCGCAGCAGCAAGGUGCAGUUGACAAUGAGCUGGAACUGCAACAAAAUGCGAGUGGUAGCAGUGAGAUGUCGGAGCAGACGCCACUUGAAAAUGUUAUUCAGGACUCCGACCGACAAUCUCAAGAGCCUGAACCUGAGUUUAGGCAACUGGAUGACCUGAAAGAUGGAGUUCUUCAUCAACAAGAAGCCGGGAGACUGCAACCAGAAUCAGCUGGGAGAAAUUAUCAAAUCAAAUUGAGAGAGGAGGAUUUGGAGGAGAAUCAUUCAGCUCUGCAGUUAUGCAGAAACCUUUUCUCAACUGACCAUAAAUCUGUCUGGAACAGCCCCCGUUCCUUGUUUCAUCACCGUGCGCCUGUGCAAGACAGCCUCAUUCAUGCCGCAAUCUCGACAUUUCUUAAACACUAAAAGAGCAUAGCUCAUGCUCCGUCCAUGCUUUGUCGUCGGAAAUCUCUUGCUGUCGAAAAUCUCAUGCGGUUCUUUUAUAAGUUGUAAUUGAACUAUUUAAUGAUCUCUUCCUGUAAAAAUUGCAAUGCUUUUAACCUUGAAUCUGUGAAUGACUCUAUAUAUACAUUC
This is a messenger RNA of Dioscorea cayenensis subsp. rotundata (Guinea yam), 3177 nucleotides long. RefSeq names its product bromodomain testis-specific protein. The record is from RefSeq and is a predicted model, not a curated record. Gene Ontology annotation, molecular function: protein binding. The transcript is spliced from 7 exons. Bases 1219 to 3009 code for a protein of 596 amino acids. NCBI's taxonomy places the organism in Eukaryota, Viridiplantae, Streptophyta, Magnoliopsida, Dioscoreales, Dioscoreaceae.